AUGAGAGGAUCUAAACGAUCUUGGUUCAAAGUGUAUCGCAUAAACAGUUAUCGCCAACACACUCUCCACCUGGAUAACCAAUAUCAACACAAUAGAAGUAACAAUCAGAGCUUUCCCAAUUCCAAAUGCAAAUGCCAUAUGGUGGAUCUGAUUCCAAAAGAAUUAACGACAAAAGAAAAAUUUGAGAAAAAUCUUCUCACCUGGUGUCAUUUGACAUUUGACAUGGACGCUCAAAGCUAUUUCAAAAAUGAUUGUUAA
This is a messenger RNA of Clunio marinus, 258 nucleotides long. Lineage: Eukaryota; Metazoa; Arthropoda; Insecta; Diptera; Chironomidae. The record is from the annotation of a GenBank genome assembly.